This is a messenger RNA of Pseudoliparis swirei, 4089 nucleotides long. RefSeq names its product ephrin type-A receptor 4-like. Gene Ontology annotation, cellular component: plasma membrane; neuron projection. Gene Ontology annotation, molecular function: ATP binding; transmembrane-ephrin receptor activity; protein binding. The coding region runs from base 1 to 3282 and encodes 1093 amino acids. Gene Ontology annotation, biological process: cell surface receptor protein tyrosine kinase signaling pathway; axon guidance; protein phosphorylation. Lineage: Eukaryota; Metazoa; Chordata; Actinopteri; Perciformes; Liparidae. The transcript has 19 exons. The record is from RefSeq and is a predicted model, not a curated record.
AUGGAGCCGCUUCAGCUCGCGCGCAGAGGAGCCAACGGGCAACACACACGCUGUCACUCGGCACACAUGGCUGCACAUUUAUGGCGAAUAUAUUCCACGUUCAUCUGGAUUUUACCACUAGUUUCAAGUUCGAGGACGAGGAUUUAUCAACCGAACGAAGUGACCCUGCUGGAUACGAGGACAGUGCCAGGAGAGCUGAAAUGGGCCGCCAGUCCUUCUGAGGGAGGGUGGGAAGAGGUGAGUAUAAUGGAUGAGAAGAACAUCCCGAUCAGAACAUACCAGGUGUGCAAUGUCUUAGAGCCCAAUCAGAACAACUGGCUGAGGACGGACUGGAUCCCUCGGUCCGGUGCUCAGCGGGUCUACGUUGAAGUCAAGUUCACCCUGAGGGACUGUAAUAGCUUGCCAGGGGUCACCGGCAUCUGCAAGGAGACGUUCAAUCUCUACUACCACGAGUCUAACGAAGACAGAGAGAGCUACAUCAAAGAGAGCAGCUUCAUUAAGGUGGACACUGUGGCAGCAGAUGAGAGCUUCACCCAGGUGGACGUUGGCGACCGCAUCAUGAAACUGAAUACUGAGGUGCGAGACGUGAAGGUCGCGACCCGGAAGGGCUUCUACCUGGCCUUUCAGGAUGUUGGCGCCUGCAUCGCUUUGGUCUCCGUCAGAGUUUUCUACAAAACCUGUCCGCUCACCGUCCGUAACCUGGCAACGUUUCCCGACACGGUUACUGGGGCCGAUACGUCUUCCUUAGUGGAGGUCCGGGGGUCUUGUGUCAACCAAUCGGAAGAGAGGGAGGAGCCUAAAAUGUACUGCGGUGCUGAUGGAGAGUGGUUGGUUCCUAUUGGUGGAUGUUUCUGCAACCCAGGACAUCAAGAGAAGGCCGGCACAUGUAAAGCCUGUGCUGUGGGUUUCUACAAGGCCCAGUCUUCAGACGCAGGAUGCUCCAAGUGUCCUCCUCACAGCCACUCGCCACGCGACGGGGCGACGCUCUGUGACUGCAACGCUGUAUUCUUCCGCGCUGACAGCGACCCACCCUCCAUGGCCUGCACCCAGCCCCCGUCCUCCCCGCAGCAGCUCAUCUCCGUGGUGAACGAGACCUCGGUGGUCUUGGAGUGGGGCCCCCCUCGCAGUCUGGGAGGACGAAGUGACACCAGCUACAGUCUUGAGUGCCUCAUUUGUCAAACAGCGAGCCACAGUCACACGAGCAGUAAAGCUCUCCACAGGAAUCAUAGCAUCUCCCAGCAGCCGGAGGCUCAGCACAGUGGCCAUGGGAUGCAGUCGGACCAGGGGAUUGUGGGAUCUGAAGUCCAGUCCGGGAGAGGUGUCUACCAGAGCAGACCAGCACCCGGAGACGACCCGAGACUCGGCUCAGGCUCCAUCUCCAGCUCUCAGCUCUGCCUGCCCUGCGGCUCCGAUGUGCUCUUCUCUCCCGACCAAUCCGGCCUGAAGACCACCAGGGUGGUGGUGAGCGAGCUCAGGGCCCACACACAAUACACCUUCAUCGUCCAUGCACGCAACGGGGUCUCCCAGGCCAGCGGUGCAGGGGCAGCCCAGAGUGUGUCUGUCACUGUCACUACCAACCAAGCUGCUCCCUCUCCGGUGUCGUCCAUCUUAGCCACCAAUGUCACCAGGCACAGUUUGUCGUUGUCGUGGCAACAGCCGGAUCGACCCAACGGGGUUAUCCUCGAAUACGAGGUCAAGUUCUAUGAAAAGGAUCAGAAAGAGAGGUCGUACCGCAUAAUGAGGACCUUCUCCCGCCGCGUCAAUGUCACAGGCCUCAACCCCCUCACGGUGUACGUGUUCCAUGUGCGUGCUCGCACAGCGGCUGGAUACGGAGAGUUCAGCUCCCCGUUUGAAUUCGCCACCAAUUCAGAUCCCUUCCCCCUGAUUGGAGAAGGAGUUAACUCAGCCUUCCUGCUGCUGUCUGUCAGUGGGGUUGGGAUUUUACUGCUGAUAUCUGCAGCUGUUUUCAUCAUUACGCGCAGGAGGAGCAAGUACAGUAAAACAAAGCAGGACUCAGAGGAGGAGAAACAUCUUAACCCAGGAGUUAAAAUCUACGUGGAUCCGUUCACCUAUGAAGACCCCGAACUGGCUAUCCACGAGUUUGCCAAGGAGAUUGACGUUAGCAGUAUUCACAUUGAGAGGGUUAUUGGCAUGGGAGAGUAUGGGGACGUCUGCAGUGGUCGGCUGCGUGUUCAGGGGAAGAGGGAGAUCUACGUGGCCACCAAGAGUCUGAAGGCGGGAUACUCUGACAAACAGAGGAGGGACUUCCUGUCUGAGGCCUCCAUCAUGGGCCAGUUUGACCAUCCCAACAUCAUCAGGCUGGAAGGCGUGGUGACAAGAUGUAAACCUUUGAUGAUCAUCACAGAAUACAUGGAAAACGGAUCCCUGGACGCUUUUCUUCGGAAACACGACGGCCAGUUCACGGUGAUCCAGCUGGUCGGCAUGCUGCGUGGCAUCGCCUCAGGUAUGAAGUACCUUUCCGACAUGAGCUACGUCCACCGAGACCUGGCAGCUCGAAACAUCCUGGUCAACAGCAACCUGGUGUGUAAGGUGUCUGACUUUGGCCUGAGUCGGGUUCUGGAGGACGACCCGGAGGCGGCCUACACUAUGAGGGAGGCCACUGGGACUUACCUGUCUCCUGGAGGGAAGAUCCCCAUCAGGUGGACGGGUCCAGAGGCCAUCGCCUACAGGAAGUUCACCACGGCCAGCGAUGUGUGGAGUUACGGUAUCGUCAUGUGGGAGGUGGUUUCUUACGGAGAGAGACCCUACUGGGACAUGAACAACCAGGAUGUGAUUAAAGCGAUAGAAGAAGGCUACCGCCUGCCCGCUCCCAUGGACUGUCCUGUGGUGCUGCACCAGCUCAUGUUGGACUGCUGGGAGCGAGAGCGAGCCGAGAGACCCACCUUCAGCCAGAUCCUCAACAUGCUGGAUAAACUCAUCCGUAACCCUGGUACUCUGCGCCGGACAGGAGGGGACAGACACACGGCCACCAUGCUGGAGUCGGGUGUGGGUUCAAAGGUGUGUGUGUCAGUCCUGCCGGAGGUGUGUGUGCCGGCCUGGUCGGUAUGUGAGUGGCUGCGGUCCAUCGGGUUGGAGAGGUACAGAGACACUCUGGCAGCAGCAGGAUACACCGGCCUCGACAGCCUCCUGGCUCUCACACACCAGGAGAUGGACAGACUUGGAAUAAUCACACCAUCACACCAGGACUUAGUAAUUGCUAGUGUGCAGCAAGAAAUGUUGUCUCAAAUGCAGCAUGUGCAACACACAAUGGUUCCAGUCUGAGCUGGAGACGGACUACAAAUCUUUUGUUGAGAAGAAUUUCAUUUACCUCAUCCAUGCACUUUAGAGAAACUUUUCACCAGUGGAAAUACAAGGAGUGGCGUAAAUUACAAGAGGAGAAAAGCAGCACUUUUGUGAACUUCCAUCCUGUGAAGUUUUCUGAAAACCACGAUCUGGACAUGGCCACAGAUAGCAUUAAGCUACGCCUGAAGCCUCAUCCGCUUAUCUAUUUCUCAUUAUAUAAGUAUCUGUUUUGUGAAGGCUGACAUGUUAAGGCUGUGCAUAAGCAGAAUGGCUUCCAACUUUUAUUUUGCUGCUUUGGGCUGGACUUGAAUAAAAUGUAUUUUGUGUUUACUCUGCGUAUGUCUGUGUCCGCGCGCGUGUGUGUGUGUGUGUGUGUGUGUGUGUAUGUAGCGUGAAUGCACACAACAUGGACUCUCCCUUGUCAAGUCGUCAGCUAAUUUUGAAUAUUCUGAAUAUGCAAAGUUACCCAAUACAGCGAGAGCGGGAGGAGCCGGACUGAAUGUAUCAUUGCUCAUGGCUUCAUCCUGGAUUCAGACUAACAGACUGUAUGAUUUGCUUGUGUUUUUUAAUUGUUAUGUUUACAAAUGUUUUACCUGUGUAAUUCAACAUUUAGAAUAGAUUGGCAUAUCUCGUCAAUUGUACAUGUCUUUUGUUAAGAAUUAGGUACAUGAAGCAUUUUGUUUAUUUAUGGUCUUUUUUAUAGUUUGUACAUUGUAAAAUAGAAACACUGAGUAAAUAUUGUAAUGACUGCUGUAUUGCAUUGCAAUAAAUCCCCAAACCCAUCCA